GCCAUGGAAAACGGGGCCCUUUUCGUCAGGGGUUAAUCGCUAUCUUGUGUUGCCUUCAUUUUCUACCAUUUUCAAUUAUCACAUCAUAUCAAAUUUGAUUUUAUUUGUCUUUUUUUGAUAUUUUGGAUUCAUCAUUGUACGUGCGAAAUAGCGAAUAGCUUUGGGUUCAAUAAUCAUGGUUCUCCUUGAACUGUGAAUUUUGAAGAUUUCAUAGUAACAACAUUCUGGUUGCUACUUUCUCCAUGGCUGCUACUCCUUCUUCUACAUACCCUUUCGGAGUUCCUUUCCACUCUCUGGGUAAAAGAGUGGAUUGCUCAACCUCCCUGUUCCCCCUCCACGUGGAACUCUCUACAAUUUCUGUGUCCCCUCGUUCUACUUCGAAGGGAUUAGUUGAUCGAGUAUGUGCACAGCUUGAUAAUGAUGAUUACUACUGGGAGAAAGUUCCAACACCCAUUCUUGAUAUGGUUGAAAACCCUCUUUGCUUGAAGAACUUAUCUAUUAAGGAACUGAAACAACUAGCAGUUGAAAUUCGUUCAGAUUUGUCUUCUAUUAUGUCACGUACACAAAUAUCAGCGAAAGCAAGUAUGGCAGUGGUGGAACUGACAGUUGCAAUACAUUAUGUUUUCAAUGCUCCAGUGGACAAAAUAUUGUGGGAUGUUGGGGAUCAAACAUAUGCACAUAAGAUUCUUACAGGAAGGCGAUCUCUCAUGACAACAGUGAAAAGAAAGAACGGUCUUUCUGGUUUUACUUCCCGAUUUGAGAGUGAAUAUGAUGCAUUUGGUGCAGGUCAUGGAUGCAACAGUAUUUCUGCUGGACUUGGUAUGGCAGUUGCCCGGGAUAUUAAGGGCAGGCAAGAACGAGUAGUUGCAGUUAUCAGCAAUUGGACAACUAUGGCUGGUCAGGCAUAUGAGGCAAUGAGCAAUGCAGGAUACUUAGACUCAAACAUGGUUGUGAUUUUGAAUGAUAGUCGUCACUCUUUACUUCCAAAAAUCGAGGAGCGUCCAAAGACAUCUGUCAAUGCCCUAUCUAGUACCCUGAGCAAGCUCCAGUCCAGUAAAUCUUUCCGAAGAUUUAGAGAAGCUGCCAAGGGUGUUACUAAACGAAUUGGUAUGCAUGAGUUGGCAGCUAAAGUUGAUGAAUAUGCUCGUGGUAUGAUAGGUCCCCAAGGUUCUACUCUUUUUGAGGAGCUUGGGUUGUACUACAUAGGCCCAGUGGAUGGACACAAUAUUGAGGAUCUAAUAUGCGUUCUCCAAGAAGUUGCUUCCCUGGAUUCAAUGGGACCCGUCUUGGUACAUGUGAUAACUGAUGAAAAUCAGGGAGAUGAAAACAAUCAGAAAAGUGAUAUAACAGAUAUGAAACAAGAUGGUGGAAUUUCUUUUGAUCCUUUUAAAUAUGAUUCGUUAGAUAAUGUUGUUCGGCCUCAAACAUACGGUGAUUGCUUUGUGGAGACUUUGGUUGCAGAAGCAGAGAAAGACAAAGAUAUUGUGGUUGUUCAUGCUGGAAUGGCGAUGGAGUCAUCCCUUGAACUGUUUCAGGAGAAAUUUCCAGAUAGGAUUUUUGAUGUGGGAAUGGCUGAGCAACAUGCAGUCACCUUUGCUUCUGGUUUGGCAUGUGGUGGAUUGAAGCCAUUUUGCCUUAUACCUUCUUCCUUUCUGCAAAGAGCCUAUGAUCAGGUGAUACACGAUGUUGAUCAACAGAGAAUUCCAGUGCGCUUUGUCAUUACAAGUGCUGGAUUGGUAGGUUCUGAUGGUCCCCUCCAAUGUGGAGCAUUUGAUAUAACCUUUAUGUCAUGCUUACCAAACAUGAUUGUCAUGGCACCAUCUGAUGAGGUUGAACUCAUGCACAUGGUAGCUACUGCUACUCAUAUCAAUGACCAACCAGCCUGCUUUCGCUAUCCAAGGGGUGCCCUGGUUGGGAAAGGCUACACUGGAGGCGAUGGAAUCCCCAUCAAGAUUGGAAGAGGAAGAAUUCUUGUUGAGGGUAAAGAUGUUGCUUUCCUGGGAUACGGAUCGAUGGUUCAGAACUGCCUAAAGGCUCAUUCACUCCUUGCCAAACUUGGCAUUGAGGUGACUGUUGCUGAUGCAAGGUUCUGCAAGCCCCUUGACAUCAAACUUCUGAGGCAGCUUUGUAAACAUCACUCUUUUCUAAUCACUGUCGAGGAAGGAUCUAUUGGAGGAUUUGGUUCCCAUGUUGCCGAGUUUAUUGCAGUUAAUGGACUACUCGAUGGAAGAAUUAAGUGGCGACCAAUUGUCUUACCUGACAGAUAUAUUGAACAUGCAUCACCAAAUGAACAGCUUGACCAAGCGGGGUUGAGUGGACACCACAUUGCUGCCACGGCAUUGAGUUUGCUAGGCCGUACACGGGAAGCUCUGCAGUUUAUGUGUUCCUCCUGACUUGUUAUUUGCUUCUUGUCCUGCCCUUUUUCAAAUACCAUGAAUUGAAGUUGGAUAACUUCGAUUUGGAAGGGCAACAGGACAGAAAAGAUGUCAAGAAUGCCGUUUUUUUUUGUAUGGUGUAAUUGUUGUUAAAUAGUGAAAAGGUAAUUAACGGCAGUUUUUAUUUUUUGACGUCUAACAGUGUAAAUUGUUGAGAACGUGAAUUUUGGAUGCUGUAGUUUUAAUUUGGAAUUGUAAGAUAAGAAUGUCAUUGUGA
Molecule: messenger RNA, 2652 nt
Organism: Vigna umbellata (rice bean)
Lineage: Eukaryota; Viridiplantae; Streptophyta; Magnoliopsida; Fabales; Fabaceae
Product: putative 1-deoxy-D-xylulose-5-phosphate synthase, chloroplastic
Biological process (GO): terpenoid biosynthetic process
Molecular function (GO): 1-deoxy-D-xylulose-5-phosphate synthase activity
Source: RefSeq, a predicted model, not a curated record